This is a messenger RNA of Drosophila sechellia, 2556 nucleotides long. Its product is annotated as thiamine transporter 1. NCBI's taxonomy places the organism in Eukaryota, Metazoa, Arthropoda, Insecta, Diptera, Drosophilidae. Gene Ontology annotation, biological process: transmembrane transport; vitamin transport. Gene Ontology annotation, cellular component: plasma membrane. The transcript has 5 exons. The record is from RefSeq and is a predicted model, not a curated record. Bases 657 to 1991 code for a protein of 444 amino acids. Gene Ontology annotation, molecular function: vitamin transmembrane transporter activity.
CUACGUCAGUUGUCUUCCCUUGUUUGCGCAAAACAGAUGCUACGCCGCAGUUGUUGUUGACGUGACGUAACGACCGGCGACGCAACAACAUGAAAUCGAAUUUAUUUAUGGCUCGGAAGUCAAUUGAUUUUAAUUGCAGCCGCCGUAUAAGGUGAAUUUAAAUGUUUAUUAGCCCGAAGUGUUGUGUUGUCGGCAAAUCGAUAACAGCGAAUGGGCUGAGUAUGCGAUCAUUCGUUUUUAAAGUGCGGCACGUGUGUAGGUAGGGUGACUGGAGAGUUCUUAAACCACCCACCUGUACGUUCUACAUGCGAUUGUUUGUUUGUGACUUUCAAACCGGCGCAGCCAGAGUGACAGACCGCAUUGUAAAUUCGCAAUUAUCUAACAGCGAUUUCAGUGUAAAUACAAUUCGGGCACGUCGAAGUGAUAAUUUCGGAUUCACGUCGCGAAGAGAUUAGAUUUGAGCACCCGACGACGACGACCAUGGCCUGAUACACCAGAUUGCCCGUGAAUCUAGGCAAUAUAUUGAGCUUCACCUGUCCAGAUGCAGAAGGGCCCAGCUAACGGCAUCCCAUUUCAGGGCUUCACGUAAGAGCUCGCGCCGCUGAAUCUCGUUGCGUAGCGCACGUUACGUCAGUGACCGUUACGAAAUUUCGAAAAUGAAGGAGUGGCUAAAGAUCUCCUGCCUCCUCUGCGUCUUCGGCUGCAUCCGCGAGAUCCGUCCGUCGGAGCCCUACGUCACGGAGUACCUGCUGGGUCCCUGGCGGAAUAUCACGGAGCAGCAGCUAACGCACGAUGUUUACCCAGUGGGCACCUAUUCCUACCUGGUGCAGUUGGUCUUUGUCUUCCUGAUAACCGAUUUUCUCAGAUACAAGCCGCUGAUCAUCACAAUUGGAGCCGCGGGUGUGAUAAUAUGGAGCAUGCUCAUCUGGACCACCAGCGUGCUGUCGCUGCAGAUCCUGGAGUUCUUCUACGGCACUUACAUGGCCGCCGAGGUGGCCUACUAUACGUACAUUUAUGCCAAAGUUGACAAGAAGUACUAUGCCAGAGUGACCUCCCACACCCGAGCAGCUAUGUUUGCAGGCAAACUGGUUUCCGGGAUCACUUCCCAACUUAUGCUCAAUCUGGAGCUGGUGAACUACAAGGAGCUCAACUAUAUAACGCUGGGCACUCAGAUUAUAGCCAUGCUUUGGGCCUUUGGCCUGCCUCGUGUGGAUAGGAGUCUUUACUUUCAUCGGGAGGAGUUGACCAUUACGGAGCCGCAGACCCAGCUGCCCGGGGAGGGAAACCUGGAAGAGAUGGAUCAGCAGCAGGAGAGUACUCCCAAGCAGGCCGGAGCACUGAGCCUCCUUUGGCUACAUUUCCGCAACGCAUACACCAAUCCGCGAGUCGUCCAGUGGAGUCUUUGGUACGCCAUUGGACUGGCUGGUUACCUGCAGGUCACUUACUACGUUCAGGUUCUGUGGAAAGUGAUCGAACCGGAACCUGUGAUUGCGUGGAACGGCGCCGUUGAUGCCAUCCUGACAGCUCUGGCUGCACUAAGUGCUUUGGCCGCCGGUUAUCUGCACACCGGGAGGCUCAGACCGAGAACAUCUCUUCUGAUCCUGGGCCUUUUGUCCGUCGUGGAGGGCGGAUGUGUGCUAAUCUGUUGCUGGACACAGGACAUCUACUGGUCGUAUACGGGAUUCGUGCUUUUCGGAGCCCUCUACGGCUUUACCAUCACGGUGGCGAGUGCUGAAGUGGCCAGAAAUCUGGAGGAGGAAAGCUUUGGACUUGUCUUUGGAGUGAACACCUUUGUGGCCCUCAUUUUCCAGUCGCUGUUAACCAUGAUCUUUGUCACGGACACUGGAUUUGAGCUCGAUCCCGCUGGCCAAUACACGGCGUAUGCGUUCUAUUUUAUUGGGGUCGGCGUCUUGUAUCUGAUAUCCGUGCUGAUUGAGUACUUAAUGUGCCGCAACACCGACGUUGAAAAGCUGGAAAACUCACUCGAUUGAGUCCCGAUGCAUUUAGAUAGUAGUUAAGGUCAAAACACAACUCGUUACUUAAAGAAAGACUGGUUCCUAUGCGUGAACUACUAUAAGAUGGUAUUCAAGCGAUGGUCGAUUGUAUUCCCAGAAUAUUUAAGUCAUUUUUUUUAUUUGCAAUCUUUUGGCGAUUCUUAGUAUUUAGCAGAUAUUUCCAUUUAUAUAGCGCACAAUCAGUCUCAAGUGUGCAGGACUAAAGAUACCGAGUUUUAGUGUAGAAUCAUUGUGUGUUUUACUAAUAUUAUCUGACGAUUGCCGAACUAAUUACGUUUAAUUUAUAGAAGAGCACUGAUUGCUGAUAGCAAAGUAAUCGAACUUAAAAGCAAGCUUAUUAAUACAUAUUAUGAAUCAUUAUGUGCCGAAUAUGACAACAAUUGUUAUAGAUUUCAUUUAUUUUGAGACUACACAUGUUUAUAGUCGGAAUACCCGCGCUGUUGAUAACUUAACUUAUCAGUGUUAAUAUUUUGCAUCAAUAGAUUACAGAAACAUUAAUAAACAAGUGUCUAAGGCUCUCUGAGAAAUUCAGGGCAAGAUA